UUAAGAAAAAACAUUUAUGCCGAAGUCUUCAAAAUAAGCCUACCAAUCUAUAGCAAACUGAAGCCGCUUCAGUUGAUAAACCCUAAUCUCCAUAAACCCUUUCUCAGUCUCCCGAUCCUCACAUCUUCAAUGGCGUCGUUUGAGCGUUUCGACGACAUGUGCGACAUUAGACUAAAGCCUAAGAUUCUCAGAAACCUGCUGUCCGAACAUGUCCCCAACGAGAAGCAGCCUCUCGUCAACUUCCAAUCACUCUCCAAGGUUGUCUCCACUAUCUCCACCCACAACCUCUUAUCCGAGGACCAGAAGCUUCAAUCUAAGUCCAAAUCAGCUGUUGAUGAAUGGGUUGAGAGGUUACUGGCUCUGGUUUCUUCAGACAUGGCAGAUAAAUCCUGGGUGGGUAUCGUUUUGAUGGGAGUGACUUGUCAAGAAUGCAGCUCGGGGCGAUUCUUUACUUCUUUCUCUGUUUGGUUCAACACUUUACUCUCACAUGUUAAGAAUCCAGAAAGUUCUAGAAUUGUUCGAGUGGCUUCAUGUACUUCAAUCUCUGAUCUCCUUACAAGGCUGUCUAGAUUUGCAAAUACGAAGAAAGAAGCGGUUUCACACGCUGCUAAAGUUAUCUUGCCAAUCAUUAAACUAUUGGAAGAAGAUUCUUCAGAAGCACUAUGGGAAGCCAUUCUCCAUCUGCUGAGUACAAUUGUUGUCUUGUUUCCUGCUGCCUUUCACAGUAGUUAUGAUCAGGUUGAAGCAGCUAUUGCCUCUAAAAUAUUUUCUGCGAAAACCAGUUCUAGAAUGUUAAAGAAAUGUGCCCACUUUCUAGCAUUGCUCCCCAAAGCUAAUAAAGGAGAUACUGCCAGCUGGUCCUUGAUGAUGCAGAAGCUGUUGAUAUCUAUAAACGUACAUCUAAGUAACUUUUUUCAAGGUCUAGAAGAAGAAACAACAGGGGGAAAAGCAAUGCAACGAUUGGCUCCUCCUGGAAAAGACGCUCCUUUGCCCUUGGGAGGUCAAAAUGGGAGUUUGGAUGAUGCAGCAUGGAACUCUGAACAGUUGAUUGUAUCCAGAGUUUCUGCACUUAUGUACUGCAGCUCAGUCAUGCUAACUAGCUCCUACAAAUGCAAGCUUAGCAUUCCAGUUGCCUCGUUACUAUCCCUCGUUAAGCGAGUGCUGGCUGUGAACGGCUCUCUACCAAGUGCCAUGCUACCUUUCAUGACAGGUAUCCAACAAGAAUUGGUUUGUGCAGAACUUCCCAUUUUGCAUUCUUUGGCUCUGGAACUCUUGCGUGCUACCAUAAAGAGUAUCCGUAGCCAACUUUUACCAUAUGCUGCAUCUGUUGUGAGACUUGUUAGUAGUUACUUCAAGAAAUGUGUAUUGCCAGAACUGAGGAUAAAGCUAUACACAAUCACUAAAACCUUGCUCAAAUCCAUGGGUCUAGGAGUUGCAAUGCAACUGGCAAAUGAAGUUGUCUCUAAUGCCUCUGUGGAUCUAGACCCGAAAACCGUAGAAGGAUCUGAUGUCGUUUCCAGCACAAACAGAGCUGUUGUCAAGCCUGGCGGUAAAAAAAGAAAGCAUUCAACAAAUUCAGGAACCGAGGCAGAGAAUGCUGCUAUUGAAGUGGGAGUCCCUCACAAUCACUCUAUCAGCCCAAUCUCAUUGAAGAUAGCAGCUCUGGAGGCACUAGAAACUCUUCUCACAACUGGUGGUGCAUUGGGAUCGGAUAGCUGGAGAGAAGGUGUCGACAAGCUUCUAAUGAUGACAGCGAGUAAUGCUUGUCAAGGAAGAUGGGCCAAUGCUGAAACCUACCAUUAUUUACCUGAUAAGUCCACUGGGGAUCUGGUAGAGUUUCAGCUUGCAGCACUCCGAGCCUUUUUGUCAUCCCUCGUCUCUCCAUCACGAGCACGCCCUGCAUUCUUAGCUGAAGGGCUUGAGCUUUUCCAAACAGGCAAGUCUCAGGGAGAGAUGGAAGUUGCUGGAUUCUGUGCUCACGCUCUCAUGUCCCUUGAAGUUGUUAUACAUCCAAGGGCACUUCCACUCGACGGUCUCCCAUCACUUAGGGACCAAUUCCCGGAAAGCAAUUCUCGCGUUGGUGAUGAUCUUCUAUUCAAGGGAUGGGCGGCAAACGUGGAUGUUGUUCCCUCUAACAACGAGAUUCAGAGGAACGUUGACUCGACUUUACCUCUCCAAGAGGCUAAAAGAUUGAAACGUGGGAACGAUAUAGCUACUGUGGAUUCUCUGAGUGGCCCAGGUCAUACAAAUAUUGUUGGAUCAGAGAAUGUUCAAAUAGCUGAUGUUCCUGAAUCACAUAAGGAAUCUCUAGGACAUGUUUCAGAGAAAGAUGACAUGGCUCCGGAAGAAGUGUAUCAAGAAGUAGUGAGCGAGACUCAAGAGGGAGAGGGUGUAGCGGUUAAGGAUAGUCUCAUGGAGGAAGCAGUAGUUGAUAAGAAGCGAGAGUCAUUGGAUGAAUCUGAUGAUGAUUCUAUUCCAAGUCUCAAGGCAGAUGAUUAUCUCUCUUCUGAUUCUGAUAUUGAAUCUUAAUGCAAGAGUUCACAAAUCUCUUUUUCUUUCUUUUUUUCUAAGUUCAAAGUUUUGAUCAUGAUUUUCUUUACUUUUGAAGAUACUUUCAUUGAAUAGUUUCCCAACUUCAGAAUUCAAAUUUUCUUAGAGUUC
This is a messenger RNA of Raphanus sativus (radish), 2661 nucleotides long. RefSeq lists its product as uncharacterized. The record is from RefSeq and is a predicted model, not a curated record. NCBI's taxonomy places the organism in Eukaryota, Viridiplantae, Streptophyta, Magnoliopsida, Brassicales, Brassicaceae. Gene Ontology annotation, biological process: rRNA processing. Gene Ontology annotation, cellular component: nucleus. The transcript has 13 exons. Bases 130 to 2529 code for a protein of 799 amino acids.